CUUCAAAAGAGAAAGUGAAGAGAGGAAUGGAACUUACUUUAGGGGAAGCACUUGAAGAAAGGUCGAGGAUGGAGAAAGUUCAUAAGAUAAAUAAUAAUCUCCAAGUAAUUUUAACAGGUGUGGGUAAACUUAUUACAGCAGAUAAACCAGAGGGGGAAGAUAUAAGCACUCUAACUACCAAAUAUAAUGUUAAGGAUUUUGACAAAAAUAAUAAUGUUUUUGUAGAUGAUCCGGAUACCAUUACUGAAAUUUAUAACGGUGUUGGUGGAGCAGGAGCAACCAUUACAGAAAUAUUAGAUCAUGCUAAAAGUUUUUUGAAUAAAGCCCUUACUAUUAAGAUGACACCGGCUAAUUCAACGACUUUUAAAGAAACUGCAUUAAUGCUUUAUAAUGAUAGAAGAUGA
Molecule: messenger RNA, 404 nt
Organism: Funneliformis geosporum
Lineage: Eukaryota; Fungi; Glomeromycota; Glomeromycetes; Glomerales; Glomeraceae
Source: the annotation of a GenBank genome assembly